Homarus americanus (American lobster) is the source of this 564-nucleotide messenger RNA. RefSeq lists its product as uncharacterized. Bases 1 to 564 code for a protein of 187 amino acids. Lineage: Eukaryota; Metazoa; Arthropoda; Malacostraca; Decapoda; Nephropidae. The record is from RefSeq and is a predicted model, not a curated record. The transcript has a single exon.
AUGGCCCUGGUCACUAGUUACAACGUCACUGUCACACUGGUCACUAUGGCCCUGGUCACUAGUUACAACGUCACUGUCACACUGGUCACUCUGGCCCUGGUCACUAGUUACAACGUCACUGUCACACUGGUCACUAUGGCCCUGGUCACUAGUUACAACGUCACUGUCACACUGGUCACUAUGGCCCUGGUCACUAGUUACAACGUCACUGUCACACUGGUCACUAUGGCCCUGGUCACUAGUUACAACGUCACUGUCACACUGGUCACUAUGGCCCUGGUCACUAGUUACAACGUCACUGUCACACUGGUCACUAUGGCCCUGGUCACUAGUUACAACGUCACUGUCACACUGGUCACUAUGGCCCUGGUCACUAGUUACAACGUCACUGUCACACUGGUCACUAUGGCCCUGGUCACUAGUUACAACGUCACUGUCACACUGGUCACUAUGGCCCUGGUCACUAGUUACAACGUCACUGUCACACUGGUCACUUUGGCCCUGGUCACUAGUUACAACGUCACUGUCACACUGGUCACUGUGGCCCUGGUCACUAGUUACUAG